AUGUCCGCAUUUGAGUUUCUUCGGGGGAAGCUCGGCGGCAAGGUACCCGUGCGUUUGGAUUGUGUACCACCUUGGACCCAGUGCUCGUCAGGGGGAAAAGUGGAAGAGGCAGAUUGGCAGUCGGCACUCGAUGCACUUUCCGCUGGGCAGUUGUUUCUACUCAGAGGCAUUAUGUCAGAAUGGCGGUCCGGUAACCUUGUUCAAGUGAAUCGCUAUCUUCAGGGUUGCACCGCUUACUUCGACCCCAGUAAGCCGCAUCUAUUGGCGUACUUCGUCGGCCUCGGUGGUAUUGACUUAUUCGUGACGUUAUUGUGCGAUGUUAAUGUGCCGAAUGGGGCUACUGAUAGUUCUCCCCAAGCGCCCUUUAGAGCGGACUCACAAGACACGACUCCCUUCCACCUUGUCGGUGCUAUCGAUUUAAUGUUACGUGUUCUAACGGAGCUAAUGGUAUGCCACAACGAACUUGGUUGGUAUUAUUACGACCGAUACCCCGGACUGUUUUUCCGACUACUCGAGCUUGCUAACGUGCCAGAGUUGAGAUUGGUGUCUUUGAUGAUGCUGGAGCACCUCCUUCUUUGCGUAGGACCCGUGCUAGAGAUAUCAAAGGUUCCGGCGUUGCAGAAACUCAUUCGUGUCGGUGACGAUGUGGUGCUGGCUGUUAUAUGCCGCGUUGUUUCUCUUUUGAUUGUGCCUGGUGUAGUGCUUGAUCAGAGGGAGUCCGUUCCACACCGCCUUCUCUUUCCCGAAACCUUGCUUCCACUUCAACGCAUCCAACGUGUCAUCGAUAGCAACGUUUUGUGGCUCAUUGGUGAGAAGGGACUCGUACAGCGCCUGGUGGCGUUGUGUGAAGUGACGGAGCCGAACAGCUUUCGCAUGGCCCUUGGCAGCGAAAAUCUUUCAAACUCACUUGCCGGUUACUCAUUCCCUGUUUUGCUCCCGAAUGAAGCUAGAGCAGCAACCCCGAUUACCACCCGAGGGUUGGACGUAAACGGUUUAACCGAAUACGGUCUCGGUGAUCCCAAUGUUCUUCAGCCUUUUGUAGCAGAUGGUAAUGGCGUUGACCGCGGGGAGGGUGGCCGUGUUCGUGAUUAUGCCAGCAGCGUGGGCGCUAACCCUGUUAGUCCAACGGCAACCUUGCCGGUUGAAGUGGUGGAUACACUUCGGGCCUUCCUGCAGCCCUCAUUGGGUGUUUCGGCGGCGUUGUAUCAAGAUGAUGAUGGUGCGUCUGAAAUUUCUGUUGAGACGACCGGCUCAGGUAUAGAUUUUAGUUGGUUUGUUGGUUGUGUGGAUGCUAAGCAAAGAUGGAGACUCCGCGAUCUGACGCUGUGUGAGGAACUAGACGACAACCGUGUGCUUCUUUGUGGAUUUGGACCACCCUCUGAUAAAAAGGCGAAAGAGAGUUUUGAGGAGAAAAACCGUGCCUUCUGGAACUUCCUUUCUCCAGUAAUGCGGGUUCCCCUUACAUUACACAACAGGUAUGCAAUUGUUGGUGCGCAAAGUGAGGUCAUUUUUGUACUGAAUGUCAUGCUAUCCACCUUCUUCGUCGGAGAUGUGUGGCGGACGAUGAAGGAAUGCAAGUGGAUUGAGGUAGCGAGUAAAUUCUACGAUAGGGCAUUCCAACCUCGCGGUGACAGUCAAGUUUUGUCUCCGUAUCUUGAGCAGUGGCAGCACAUGCAAGAACUGCGGCUUCUCCCUCGCUUUUUAAUACCUGAAAAUGGCGCUGGGGAAGCCAGAAGAGCACCGAAGCAGCGCACUAUUAAGCGCGGCUACGCUGCGGAGAAAUACCACAGGAACGAGGACGGUGUGGACGACAACAGUAACAGCAGUGACAGUGAGGCUGAUAGUGACGAUGAACGCGAAGAGGGACAUCUGUUAUCUGCCAUGCGACCGGGAGAGGACAAGGAGGCGUAUAGGCGACCUAACAGUGGCCACAUGAACGCGGAUAGUGAAGAAGGAAUAGACGAAAAAACUCAUCAUCACGAGGCGGAAACAAUACGAAAAUUGGAGUUGUUGCGCGGUGUGUUGGAAUUCUUGAACACCCAGGACCGUUUUGAGUGCUCCAUGCUUCAGCAAGGUGACAUUUUGAGUCAGGCCGCUCCAUUGGCGCUUAAGGUAGCUAAGAUGCUAGCAAAUCGCAGUGAGGACAGCUGUGUUGAGACGACAGCUUGCCACGCACUGGAGGGUUAUCUUAGGUGUUUUUCCUUUGGUUGUGUGAGUAGGAGCUCUCCAAAUGAACCACAAACAGCUAUUGGUGAUAUUCUCAUGAGAUCUAUAUUAGAGCACCGUGUGUACAACGCUACAUUCGUGCCUGGGCUCAGUGAUUCUCUCACUCCCUCGAAGCGGAUCGAAAGUGUAUUCUCUUUGCUUGGAGAACUCGUUCGAUAUCACUAUGAUAACCUUAUGCUUCUUCAAGAGUAUGUAAUAGGGAACGUGGAAUUAUCCCACCUCAACGAUCCCGCAGUCACGGUUUCAUCUCAUUCCCGUCAGCUACAUGUUGGGUCAGGGCAAGUAGAGCAACUCAUUCGUCUUCCUCCACUUGACAGAGAGGAGCAUGAACCUUUCGUUCGAGUGCUCCUGCGUCGCCUGCGUGGCUACGGGUGCGACACCAACCUGUUUAUGCGCAGCCUCCUGCUUUCGUUGACUCCAGGGCUGCGGUCUAAGAUAAAUUACAUGUGGAAACCGGUCACUGAAGCCACGGUGGAUGCGGGCGAGUCGCUCAGCUCCUCCUCUCGUAUUGGAGACAUCGUAACCGGCUACGCGCACCGGUUCAGUUACAUCACCGCGUGUUCAAGGAGGUUCGUUGUAGUUAUCAGCGAGAUGCAACGAAUGGAAAAGGCACUGGGAAAAGCGGCCGAUGCGCCUACUUCGACUCCCGAUCCAACACGAGCGUUGGAGAAUGCACGUUCCUCCUCUUUUGGACAUAUCGCUCACUUGACACUAUGGGAUAUGUUGCAACUGUUAUUGCGGAGCCCGCACCGCUUUUCACUGGAGGAAAGACCGUUUCCCGUGUUUUUUGACGACACCGACCGGGCAAUUGUAAUGGGUGAGAUUGACUUGCCGCUGGUGGGCCCGCCUCCGCAUCUUGUUCAGCCUCUUUUCGAGAAGAGAGAUCACUAUAAGUCACUUUCGGAGCUCGAGAAAACUCUGCUCCGGGAGCCGCAUGAGCUAGUAUAUGGCAUGUUGGGGCCACUGAACGCGGAGAGAAUCCACGGUACUGGGCGUCUUUGUGUGGUUACAACUUGCAUUUUAGUUUUUGCUCGCGUUGCCUGUUUAGGUGGCGCUGGUGCCGUCCGCGGUGUGCUGGAAAAGCUAAAGCCGCUGGCGCGGGUAGGCUAUGAGAAGUGGAAAAAGGAACGAGAAGCCCUUGGUCGAGGUGUGAAAAAAAGGAGGCGUGGCGACAGGUGGGGCCCGGGAAGGUGCUUUAAUGAUGAUCGUGCUGCUUCUGAUGGUCAGUGCCACUGUAAGGCAGAGGAUGGCCGCCUCCGAUGCUCUGCAUUUCUACUACACGGCCACUGUAAGCCACUUGGCGCUGUUGAGUUGUACUACAGGUGCUAUGGUGGGUGCUUUUUCCGAAACAUGUUCCGACUUCUUUGCUUCUGGGUGGGGCACUACGGGGCAUGCCAGCGCUACGUGGAGACGCUAUUUUACUGCACCGAAGUGCCAUUCGCCGAGUUGAAGAGUGUAAUGUUGUAUCUGUUCCGGCUGUUGCCUGAUUACUUUCUUCCGGACAUGGCGUGA
Molecule: messenger RNA, 3738 nt
Organism: Trypanosoma brucei brucei TREU927
Lineage: Eukaryota; Euglenozoa; Kinetoplastea; Trypanosomatida; Trypanosomatidae
Exons: 1
Coding region: 1-3738 (1245 amino acids)
Biological process (GO): ubiquitin-dependent protein catabolic process
Cellular component (GO): Cul4A-RING E3 ubiquitin ligase complex
Molecular function (GO): phosphatase binding
Source: RefSeq, a predicted model, not a curated record